Lolium perenne is the source of this 798-nucleotide messenger RNA. RefSeq lists its product as uncharacterized. Lineage: Eukaryota; Viridiplantae; Streptophyta; Magnoliopsida; Poales; Poaceae. Gene Ontology annotation, biological process: translation. Gene Ontology annotation, molecular function: protein binding; structural constituent of ribosome. The record is from RefSeq and is a predicted model, not a curated record. Gene Ontology annotation, cellular component: ribosome.
CGGCGCUGUCCACACCACCACCACCACUACCAGUCCAGUCCACCACCCGCACUCCGGCGACGGCAAGAUGCAGAUCUUCGUGAAGACGCUGACGGGGAAGACGAUCACGCUCGAGGUCGAGAGCAGCGACUCCAUCGCCGCCCUCAAGCCCAAGAUCCAGGACAAGGAAGGUGUGCCCUCAGAGCAGCAGCGCCUGAUCUUUGCCGGGAAGCAGCUGGAGGAUGGCCACACCCUCGCCGACUACAACAUCCAGAAGGAGUCCACGCUUCACCUGGUGCUCCGUCUCCGCGGCGGCGGCAAGGGCGGGACGUACCCGGUGAUUGAGCCCAACCUCCUGCAGCUGGCGCUCAAGUACAUGCAGCACAAGCUCAUCUGCCGCCAGUGCUAUGCACGCCUUCCUCCCAGGGCUUCGAACUGCCGCAAGAAGAAGUGUGGGCACAACGAUGAGCUGAGGAAGAAGAAAAAGCUCGCUUCCAAGACUCCAAAAUAAUGCACUGGAAUGGAAUGUGAGAGUGAUAGGCACCCGCACUGUCUCCUUAGCGGCUUAGUGUCAUAACUUACUAGAAUUUAAGCCUUGUAGUAGCUACCUUGAAUUGAAGUCCUUCCCUUACUCUAUCUGAACAUUGUGAGUUGUUCUUGAUAGUGAUGCAUGGCACUGACAUGGAUGCUGAAUUUAGAGAAGCUAGUUAAAAGUUACUUCUGUAUCACUGCCUAUGAAAAACAUGCAUGAAUUCUCAUGGCUGUAGUCACUGCAUGGCUGUAGUGAGCUCUUGUCAGGUUAAUGUUCCUUUUUUUUCA